Ilex paraguariensis (yerba mate) is the source of this 237-nucleotide messenger RNA. The record is from the annotation of a GenBank genome assembly. Lineage: Eukaryota; Viridiplantae; Streptophyta; Magnoliopsida; Aquifoliales; Aquifoliaceae.
AUGACAAAGUACCUGAAUUGUCACGAGGGGCCAUGCAGAAUCCUGGCUAGAAACGGAAAGAGAAAGCAAUGGUUGAGAAUUGAAUUGCGGGCGUACUUGGCUGUAUGUCACUGGGCUAACGAGGAUAAGACGCUAUCUCUUCUACUGAAUCUCCAAUUAUCUGGGCAUCACGUUUCACUUGUCUUCUUUAACGAAAUACAUGGCUGUAGUUCCGGUAUGCCACAAAAUGAAUUAUAA